AUGUCGCGGGAAUCCCUGCGACAGCUCAUUGGCGACACAUUCAGCUCCCUCGUGAAUCCCAACGGGCGCGGCCGCCCCGUCCAGAUGGACCCACGGGUCACUUCCCUCACCGGCAUCACCCCCGACAUGCUCCUCCACGCGCCUGGCGAGCCCUGGGUGGCACUCGCCUUCUUGUGCUGGCUGUAUCAGCGCUGCCGCGCCGGCGGCGGCGUCCGCCCCGCCCUCGUGGGACAUAACUUGCGAGUGUACGACAGUCCUUUCUUGGCGCGGAUGUUGGCGAGGCAAGGCUGCUUGGUACCGUACAGCUGGUGUAUGGUGGAUAGCUUAAGGCUUGCCAGGAGGUGGAAGUUGUGGUCGAGUCGGGGUGGAGGGGAUUUCAAGCUGCAGUCCCUGCGGGAGCUGUACAACAUACCUCGUCGGGACGAGCAUCGGGCGCUGCCGGACGCGCUGGUGACGGUGGAUGUAUUGGCAGCCAUGGUACGACAUCGGGUUAAUGGGUCGCCGUUGCCGUACUCGCCAUCUCCCCUGGAGCCGAUGGAGGUCGUACAGCAGGCUCUGAAUGAUGGCACCUUCGCCUGGUUUGAUCAGAGCCCAGAAGAGACCAUCUCUGUCGGCGGCGGCGGCGGCGGCGGCGGCGGCGGGUCGUCCCGCCCCCACCGGGAGAACCCGGUACCCGACCGCGGAGAUAUUUUGCAGCUCCUUCCCUGGAAGAAGCCCUUCCGGACCGACCCAUGGGACCGUGUGCUGCCGCGGCGGCGGCCGCCGUUGCUGACCAAGCUGGAAGAGGCCGCGGCGGCUGGCCGCUUGGCCACGCCCCAUGCGCUGCUGCUGGCGGUGCCACGGGCCGUCGUACUGCACCGUACGACACUAUCUGUUGCGGAGUUGGCGGCAGCGCUGGCAGCCAAGAAUGCCAUACGGUCGCGGGUGGGCAGCUGGCGUGAGGUCCGGGACGAGCUGAGGGACACUCCCGGGAUUCCCGUGGCGCUGCAUGCGCGGUUCGGCGACAUCAAGGUUGUACGACUACAUCCCCGUGGCUGGGGCAUGACGGGGGUCUUGCAGCUACUGCCGGGCCAGAUAUUGCCGGGGGGGGAGGAGGGGGAGGGAGUGGAGGUUGGUAACGGGCAAGCUGGCGGCAGUAGCAGUAGCAGUACCGCCUUGGGAAGCAGUCGUACUGGCGAUGGGAGCUGUGCUUUACCGGGCUGGAGGGAGUCACAUCGCAUGGAGCGACAGCAACAGCAACAGCAGGAAUUGGCGGGCUUGGAAAUUGAGGCCAGCUGGUUCGACUUUGCCAACCCCCGGGCGGACAAGGGCCUGCGCCAGCUGCGGGAUUCGUACAUAGAGCCGGGGAGCGAGUGGGUGGUGCGGGGAGUCAUGAGACCCAAACCCGUGUCAGGCCCCCGUUUCGAGGUGGUGGGCCCGGAUGUGCUCCCCGCGGCCUCCUUCGAGCCGUCCAGGGACCUCGUCACCACCACAUACAAAGCCGCGACACCGCUAACCGCGGGGGAGGUGGCGGAGGUGGCGGAGGGGGUGCUUGGGGCACUGAAGGGCGGGGAGAUAGACCUGCCCGAGCCGCUCCCCCCCACUGCCCGUACGGAGCUACACCGCCUGCUUACGUCAGGAAGUACGGAUGGCUACUGUAGCAGCACCAAGACGAGCGGCAGUAGCAACAGCCGUAUCAACAAGAAUGCUAGCGCCGGCAUUGACACUGACGUGGGAGUUAGCAGUGGCAGCGGCAGUAGCACUAUCGACACAGGCCCCAACUGGGCCCCCGUGUCCGCGGACCCUCUGGUGGCGGCUGCCGUACAGGCCCUUGGAUUCGAGCUCACAGGCGCUCAACGGCGGGCGGUUGGGGAGGUGUUGGGGGACAUGCGGCCGGAGCGGGGCAGCACUAUGUACCGAUUGCUCCAAGGUGAUGUGGGCAGCGGCAAGACGGUGGUGGCGCUGCUGGCCAUGUUAGCCGCCGCCUCCUGCGGCCUGCAGAGCCUGCUGGUGGUGCCCACUACAGUGCUGGCGCAGCAGCACCACCGCAAUCUGGGGGCCUUGAUGGACAGGCUGCCGAAGCGUGUACGGCGGAAGGCGGGGCUGGAGGGGGAGCCGCUGCUGCUGACGGGGGAAGCCAAGGCGAAAGAGAAGCGCCUAGCCGCCCAGGGCCUUGCCGACGGCUCCAUCCUCCUGGCCGUUGGGACUCACGGCCUUCUGAACUUGACCGAGUUUCAUAACUUGGGUUUGCUGGUGUUGGAUGAGUCGCACAAGUUCGGUGUCGUACAGAUGGAACGGCUGAGUAGUCUCAUCGCCCAGCGGCCUCCGCAUCUGCUGAAUAUGUCGGCCACACCCAUCCCCCGUACAUUAGCCGCCGCAAUGUACGGCCAUAUGGAUGUCUCACGAUUGGACGAGCUGCCGCCGGGCCGUACACCCGUGCUCACCAAGCUCGUCCAGGACGAUUCGGACAUGCCGUACCGGGAUCCGGAUGCCGUUCGAGAGAUGGACGCGAUGUGGGAGGAGGUGCUGCGUGAGGAGCUCAAGAACGCUGUGGACCAGGCGACUGUGCUGGCAGCCAGGUUCGAGCCCCUCGGGGUACCGACUCGGCUGCUGCACGGGCGGAUGAAGGCGGAGGAGAAGAACGCGGCGCUGGAGGCCUUUCGAGGAGGUGAUGUUCGUCUGCUUGUAUGCACCACGGUGGUUGAGGUGGGGGUGGACGUACCGGAGGCGACCGUGGUGGUGGUGGAGCACGCGGAGCGGUUCGGCCUGGCGCAGCUGCACCAGCUCCGGGGGCGAGUGGGGAGAGGAGGCCGACGCGGCAUGUGUUUUUUGUGCGUGCCAUUCGGAGAUCGGGCCGCACGAGAGCGGCUGGGGAUCAUGGAGCACACGAAUGACGGUUUUGAGGUGGCCGAGUGGGAUUUGGAGCAGCGGGGUAUGGGGCACCUAUUCGGCUCCGGAACCAGGCAGCACGGCAGGAUGGAUGUGUCUGGGGUCACUGCGGCGGUGAUUGAGGAGGUGGGGGCGCCGGCGGCGGGGGUGGCGCUUGUGGAGGCGGCGAGGCGGGCGGCGGCGGCGGUGGCCCGGGAGUGGGAGGAGGAGGGGGAGGAGGUCGGGGUGUCGGAGGGGAGGGAGAUGGCGUUGAAGGCGAUGGCGGUGUUUCGGCCGGAGCCGUUGACGGCGGCGGAGGCCUUGGCGGUGUGA
This is a messenger RNA of Volvox carteri f. nagariensis, 3180 nucleotides long. RefSeq lists its product as uncharacterized. Gene Ontology annotation, biological process: DNA repair. The transcript is spliced from 16 exons. The record is from RefSeq and is a predicted model, not a curated record. NCBI's taxonomy places the organism in Eukaryota, Viridiplantae, Chlorophyta, Chlorophyceae, Chlamydomonadales, Volvocaceae. Gene Ontology annotation, molecular function: ATP binding; DNA helicase activity; nucleic acid binding. The coding region runs from base 1 to 3180 and encodes 1059 amino acids.